UUAUAUAUCGCGCUGUGAUUGGUCGGCGGCUACCUGCUGCUCCAGGCUCCUUUGGCAGAGUGAUCGCAAUCCUUCAGUCAGUAUGGCGGUGAUCGCUCCGCUGCUCGCUCUGGUGUAUGGGGCGCCAGCGCUAUGGCGUUGGGUGUCGCAGCCUUAUUACCUGCUGUCUGCAUUGCUGUCUGCUUCCUUCCUCCUGAUCCGGAAGGUGCCCCCUAUGUGCUCUGCGCUGCCGUCUCAGCGGGAGGAUGGCAAUCCCUGUGACUUUGACUGGAGGGAAGUGGAGAUCUUAAUGUUCCUCAGCGCCAUAGUCAUGAUGAAGAACAGGCGGAGUAUUACCAUAGAGCAACAUAUCGGGAAUAUCUUCAUGUUCAGUAAAGUUGCCAACACAAUUCUGUUCUUCCGCUUGGAUAUUCGAAUGGGCCUAUUGUAUGUCACCCUGUGCCUAGUCUUCCUCAUGACGUGUAAGCCUCCUCUCUAUAUGGGCCCCGAACACAUCAAGUAUUUCAGCGACAAAACGAUUGAGGAGGAGAUACAGUCCGAUCGACGCGUUUCAUGGAUUGUGGAAUAUUUCGCGAACUGGUCAUCUGAAUGUCAGUCAUUUGCUCCCAUUUAUGCAGAGCUGUCUCUAAAAUAUAACUGUGCCGGCCUGAAAUUCGGUAAAGUGGAUAUAGGCAGAUAUCCGGAUGUCGGUACUAGGUACAAUGUCAGCACCUCUCCUCUGUCCAAGCAGCUCCCCACACUCAUCCUGUUUCAAGGGGGUAAGGAGGUAUUGCGACGACCACAGGUAGAUAAGAAAGGACGUGCGGUGUCUUGGAGCUUCACUCAGGAAAAUGUUAUCAGAGAGUUCAACUUGAAUGAGCUGUACCAGAAAGCAAAGAAGACCUAUAAGAACCAAGAUGAGACAGAAGCUGAGGAGAACACUCCAAUAGAGAGCAAAAAGGACCAGUAAUCAGAGGGGCUCCUGCUUGCACCUUCAUCAUGUAAAUAGAAUAGAACUACCACUCCAUGAUUCUGAGGUCUCCCUUCAUCCGCAGUCAAGGUGUUUUUUUAAAAUUAAUGUAUCAUAUAAGAAGCUAAUAGAGGACUGUGGUGUCCCAUAUGGCCCAUUCCCUCCUCCGCUGUUACACUAAUUCUGCUAGGUCUUUCCAACAUCAAGGUUCAACACUCUGUCCUAGCUGGUAUAUGUUGGAUUGAAAGACUCUUCUGGUCAUCUGCACACUUCAUGGACAUUACUGAUUUAUUAAUGGGAUAACCUACAAUAAAUGUUUCCUCUUUAACCCAU
This is a messenger RNA of Bufo gargarizans (Asiatic toad), 1282 nucleotides long. It is a transcript of the gene TMX2, whose product is annotated as thioredoxin related transmembrane protein 2. Gene Ontology annotation, biological process: brain development. The transcript is spliced from 8 exons. Lineage: Eukaryota; Metazoa; Chordata; Amphibia; Anura; Bufonidae. The coding region runs from base 83 to 949 and encodes 288 amino acids. Gene Ontology annotation, molecular function: disulfide oxidoreductase activity. The record is from RefSeq and is a predicted model, not a curated record. Gene Ontology annotation, cellular component: membrane-bounded organelle.